AUGGCGGCGGCACUGUACGCCGACGGGAGCGGGGUAGACGCCGGCGAUGAGCUGCGCGAGUUCAGCGUCUCCUUCAACCGCCUAAACGGGUCCAUCCCCACCUCGCUCCGCUCCAGGCCGCGCGCGGCGUUCCUCGGGAUGCCGGCCCUCUACAACGGGCCCCUCGGCCCUUGCCCUGGCGAGGCCCCUCCUCCUUCUCCGGCUCCCACGGGGACGACGCCCUCGCCGACAACACCGGCGACGAACGUCCCCAAUGGCGGAAAUGACGAACAAACUGACAAGAAGGGGAACAAGCUCUCCGGCGGCGCCAUUGCCGGGAUCGACAUAGCCUCCGUCGUGGGCGCCGCGCUUCUCCUGUUCCUCCUCAUUUGCCUCUGCCGCAGGACGGGGCGCACCAAAACACGGGCUCUGGAGAUGCCGCCUCCGUCUCCGUCCCCCGCCGUCAUCCCUGGCGGCCGAAAACCUCCCGAGUUGCCCAACGGCUCGGCCGUGGCUCCUAUGGCCACUGUCGGCCACCCCGCGGGUCAAUCGACUUCAGGGAAGAAGCUGGUCUUCUUCGGGUCAGCGGCUGCCGUCCAACCCUUCGACCUCGAGGACCUGCUGCGCGCGGCCGAGGUCCUUGGCAAAGGUGCCAUCGGGACGACCUACAAGGUUGUGCUUGAAUCCAGCGCUACUGUGGCGGUGAAGGGGCUCAAGGAUGUCACCAUGACCGAACUGGAGUUCCGUGACCGCAUCGCUGACAUUGGCGAGCUCGAGCAUGAGUUCAUCGUGCCUCUCCGUGCUUACUAUUACAACAAAGAUGAGAAGCUGCUUGUGUACGACUUCAUGCCCAUGGGGAGCCUUUCUGCAGUCUUGCAUGAUAACACAGAAGAACAUUGGUAA
Molecule: messenger RNA, 882 nt
Organism: Hordeum vulgare subsp. vulgare (domesticated barley)
Lineage: Eukaryota; Viridiplantae; Streptophyta; Magnoliopsida; Poales; Poaceae
Product: probable inactive receptor kinase RLK902
Exons: 3
Coding region: 1-882 (293 amino acids)
Biological process (GO): protein phosphorylation
Molecular function (GO): protein kinase activity; ATP binding
Source: RefSeq, a predicted model, not a curated record